AUUCCAAUUGCAUUUGGCGGAUCAUUAAGUUGGUUGGAGUUUAGCAUCAUCGAAUAUGAAACAAUUUCACUCAUUCUUGCACCUAUUCUAGCCAUCUUGCAAGGUUUUCAAUUGUUGCAAAUACAAAAAUGUUAUCAUACUCUUAAUAUCAACCAGCCAGAAACAUUCAUCCUCUACUUUACAGGAUUGACAACAAUCGGUCUACUAAUUCCAGCAUUUUACAGUUGGAUCAAUUCAACAAUUUCAGCUGAUGCUUCAUGGGAAUCGAUCGAUUUCUUAUUGAUUGGGAUGUCAAUAAUAUUCAUGCCGAAUUAUAAAUACUCUGAGAUAUGGUUACAACUCAAUCUCACACCUUAUCAUUUUAUGGUUUUGGAACAGACUAAAUUCUGGAUUGCAAGCAUUGGGCAAUGGUUCAUUCAGAAUAUGGCGCAUGCAACGAUAUUUGCUCUUACUGGAAAAAUUGUGAUGUUGGGAGGUUUGGUGCAAUAUUUCACUAAAAUGAAACAACGACAAAAGAUUGAUUACAAUGACUUAUCGUUAGCACUACUUAAUUAA
Cercopithifilaria johnstoni is the source of this 555-nucleotide messenger RNA. The record is from the annotation of a GenBank genome assembly. NCBI's taxonomy places the organism in Eukaryota, Metazoa, Nematoda, Chromadorea, Rhabditida, Onchocercidae.